This is a messenger RNA of Protobothrops mucrosquamatus (brown spotted pit viper), 1875 nucleotides long. RefSeq names its product phosphoglucomutase 2 like 1 (gene PGM2L1). The record is from RefSeq and is a predicted model, not a curated record. Gene Ontology annotation, molecular function: glucose-1,6-bisphosphate synthase activity; intramolecular phosphotransferase activity. NCBI's taxonomy places the organism in Eukaryota, Metazoa, Chordata, Lepidosauria, Squamata, Viperidae. The transcript is spliced from 14 exons. Bases 1 to 1875 code for a protein of 624 amino acids. Gene Ontology annotation, biological process: carbohydrate metabolic process.
AUGGGCGACCCCCGGGACCUGCUGGUGGGGGAUGUCAACUCCAACCUGCUGAUCGGCUGCAGCACCGGGGACGCCCAGCUGGACCGGGCGGUGGGGCAGUGGCUGAGCUGGGACAAGAAUCCUAAAACCAAAGAGCAGAUUGAAAGCCUGUUACGGAAUGGGAAGAACAAGGAGCUACGGGACCGUCUCUGCCGCCGGCUGACCUUUGGGACCGCCGGUCUGCGCUCCGCCAUGGGCGCCGGCUUCUGCUACAUCAACGAUCUCACCGUGAUCCAGUCCACCCAGGGGAUGUACAAAUACCUUGAGCAAUGUUUUUCCGACUUCAAGCAACGUGGCUUUGUGGUAGGGUAUGACACCCGUGGCCAGGUGACCAGCAUGUGCAGCAGCUUCAGGCUUGCCAGGCUCACAGCAGCCGUCCUGCUGGCAAAGGGCGUUUCCGUUUACUUGUUCUCAAGAUACGUCCCUACGCCUUUUGUGCCGUAUGCGGUCCAGCAGCUCAGGGCCGUCGCAGGGGUGAUGAUCACAGCUUCCCACAACCGUAAGGAAGACAACGGCUACAAGGUCUACUGGGAAAACGGCGCCCAGAUCACCUCUCCGCACGACAAGGAGAUCCUGAAGUGCAUCGAAGAGUGCGUCGAGCCGUGGAAUGACUCCUGGAACGAAAACCUGGUGGACUGCAGCCCCCUGACACGAGAUCCCCUGCAGGAGAUCUGCGCAAGCUACAUGGAGGAUCUGAAAAAGAUCUGCUACCACCGAGAGCUGAACGCAAAGACCCCCUUGAAAUUUGUGCACAGCUCUUUCCACGGGGUGGGACACGACUUCGUGCAGCUGGCUUUCCAGGCCUUUGGCUUCCAGCCCCCCAUUCCAGUCCCCGAACAAAAAGAUCCGGAUCCAGAUUUUUCCACGGUCAAAUGUCCCAAUCCCGAAGAAGGAGAAUCGGUGCUGGAUCUCUCUUUGCGGCUGGCGGAGAAAGAGGGAGCGCGAGUGGUCGUGGCUACGGAUCCUGAUGCAGACAGGCUAGCGGUGGCCGAACGACAGGAGAAUGGCCGUUGGAAGGUCUUCACCGGCAACGAGCUGGCCGCUUUGUUUGGCUGGUGGAUGUUUACUUGUUGGAAAGAAAAUUCUCCCAAGGAAGCCGACGUGAGGGACGUUUACAUGCUGGCCACCACUGUCUCCUCCAAAAUCCUGCGGGCCAUCGCUCAGAAGGAAGGGUUUCAUUUUGAAGAGACCCUCCCCGGCUUCAAAUGGAUCGGCAGCAGGGUUAAGGAUCUGGUGGACAGCGGCAAAGAAGUCCUUUUCGCCUUCGAAGAAUCCAUCGGCUUCAUGUGCGGUACGUCCGUGCUGGACAAAGAUGGUGUCAGCGCGGCCGUAGUCAUAGCAGAAAUGGCUGCCUGGCUGGACACCAAGGGCCAAACGCUGGCCCAUCAGCUAACGGAGAUCUAUAAAACGUACGGCUACCACAUUUCAAAAACCUCCUACUUCCUCUGUUACGAUCCCCCUACAAUCAAAAGGAUAUUCGAAAGGCUCCGAAACUUUGAUAUGCCUGAUUCAUACCCAACCUCUUGUGGGACUUAUAGUAUUCUCCACGUCCGGGAUGUCACCACCGGCUACGACAGCAGCCAGUUAAAGAAAAAAUCGGUGUUGCCCGUCAGCAAAAACAGCCAGAUGAUCACCUUCACCUUCCAAAAUGGCUGCGUGGCCACCCUCCGGACCAGCGGGACCGAACCCAAGAUUAAGUACUACGCCGAGAUGUGUGCGCCGCCGGGCCAGAGCGACGUCACCUUGUUGGAAGAGGACCUGUCGAAGCUCAUCGGGGCCCUGGUGGAGCAGUUCCUGGAGCCCAGCAAGAACCAACUCACCUGGCGCUGUGUGUAG